CCAACACCAACACCACGAUAUGUUCAUCUUAAUGUAUUUACCCUCCCCCCGUGAUCAAACGGCAUGCGACAUCUUCUCUCUGCGCCAAACCGCACAGCGACAAACGCUGCCUAAAAACUCAUGCACCCCAGAGACCACCACUACAGCCGGGCGCAUUUGCCUAACGCCCAAAAACACAAUUGGUCACUUCUCACAAAUGAGGCUCAGCCCUGUGCUACCAACACUCGCAAGCUUCAAUAGAAUCAUGCAGGUUAUGCACACACUCCGCCUCUUUUGCCGCCCAACCCUGGUUCAGCCGCAGUAUGAAAAUGGAACCUCAGCUUCUCACAGCGGUUAAUUCUUCCACUUCUUCAAUUGUAACACCACGUAAAAAAUGCCGGCUAGAAUUCAUGAGAAUUGCGUUGACUUUCGGGUUUUGAUAUGGGAUAAGGGGAAUGAGAAGUGGCUUCGUGAGGAUGUCCGACCGGGGGACUUUUAUGAGGGGGAGAUACCUGCGCUGUGGACUGAGUCGCAUGUUAUAGUCGUGUAUGUGUUUUCUCGUUGAGGUUGAGUAUUAUGCUGACUAUGGCAGAUUCGCGGAUGCAGAUAAAGUACGCGACUGUUCUUUGUGUAAGAAACGCUUCACCGAUGUCUUCUGUAUGCCUGAGCUCUGGUGGUCAAGCUACAGCCGUCGAUCAAACGGCUAUUUUGGAAGCGAGACAUUUCGCGAUAACAACGGGAUGAUCACAGCAUUAAAUACGUGGUCACGGUUUCUCGUCAAGCAAUUAAACGAAAACAGCCAUCAAUGGCAUAAAUUCAACAUCCUAACACGCUGGAUAAAAGAUCCCCAACAAACAAUCCUGCUUGUCUUUGAAGCACCCAAACAACUGCGCCUGCGAGAUAGGUUCCCCGAUCCGCUGCUCAUAAACUCUCACAACGACACGCUCAGCGACCCCUUCUGGUUCUACCCGCGUUUAUUCGAAGAUCUCUCUCUUCUUCAAGAUAAAUCCGUCUGGGCAGUCAGAGACCACGUUCGCAAGAUUGAAAAAACAGAUCUUACACAAAAGCCUGAGCCGAGAUAUCGAGCUAUGCACGAUACAGCCAGGCAUGCUAUUCACGUCUCGGAAACGCUUGAAGUUGCGGAGAAGACUAUCACGGCGAUCAUACAGCAGCAUAGCACUUUUGAAGCUGAAGCAGCGGGGGGGAAUAGACCUGCAAAAGCAAAGUUUCGACAUGUAGGUGAACGACUACUGUGGUAUAUCCACAUUCUGCAAAGUCUACGCUGCAGAGCCUCCGCGAACAAAGAACGACUCCUCAACGAGAUCCAACUCGCGUUCAACUCAGUUGCUCAAUACGAUUCUCGUAUCUCUGUUAAGAUUGGCCAGGCAACCCAAUCCGACAGCGCAGCUAUGAAGACCAUAGCUUUCGUGACACUCACAUUCUUACCCGCUACGUUUAUAUCAGCGCUGUUCAGCAUGUCGUUCUUCAAAGUCGAUGACAAUACUGGGGUAUGGAGCGUUAAUGAGAAGUUCUGGGUGUACUGGGUGUUUGCGGUUCCCGCUACAUUGUUCACCUGGGGGUUGUGGUUGUCGUGGCAGUGGUUUUAUAGACCGGUUAAGAUCGGGGAGGAGGAGAAGCCUGUGAAGCAGUUUGGGGACUUGAUUGGGUUUGUGAAACGGGGUGGGACUGACGAAGAAUACCGGAUAUCUUGAGCUGGGAAGUUAUCGAAUAGGGAUGGGUCGGAUAGUGUUAUGGUUGGAUAUUGGGGUUGCGACUUGGAUAGCUUGACAUUUUGAGAUGCACAUGAGCGACAUUCUAGCGUGUAUUGCUGUUAAGUUGGAAGUCAAAUUAUAUUGCGUGCUAAUAUCCAUUGUACUCGUGUCUCGUUCCUCAUUCCGUUGUGUACAUUGCUAACAAUCCCAUUGUUGAAAUCGACCAAAACAUCCUAACCAUAGUUUCGAAUUGCAUCAUAAUAGUCAUCAGUCACAAAUGUUCUCUAUACAUCAAAUGAGUGCGUUGCACCUGGCACCAACAUCAUAGUCGACUGGCUGCACGGGAUCAACCGUCACAAUAGAAGCUGGCUUUGAUGAAGCAUCAUAUUCCUGCACAGCGAGUGGUGCUGGCGAUGCACUCGUCUCCAGUCCAGGCGUUGGGGUCGAUUGAACCGUCACCUCCACCACAAUACUAUCCUGUGGCGCUGGCGUUGAUACCUGAGGAACAGGAGCCGUGUUAUUCUCAGUCACUAGACUAGUACCAGCCAAGAUGUCGUUACGGCCGUAUCCGCUGUUGAGAAUGAGUGUAGUGUUCUCUGGUGUACUCGGGACUUCAACUAGAGGAAUGUCGCUCGUAAUGAUCUCGGGCUGGUUGUUCUGAAGGAACACCGGAUACAUGGGUUGCUGCGCUUGGGUCUGGGUUGUGAACAGUGGUGCUGGUUCGGCGGCAUAGUCGGGUACUGAGUACGAGAUGGUAACCUGCUGCUGAGGCAUUUGAGUUGGAUCGUAGACAUACGGCUGGGUAGGAUAGGUCUCUUGCGAAGUAACCUGAUAUACAGGUUGUUCAGUCAGCUGAACGGGAGGCUCAACGCCGGCCUGCUCAGAUGUAAUGACUGUCUCAUAAGAUGUUGUCUGCUGAGCCAAAAUUGGCUCUUGGGUUGAAGUAGCUUCGAACGUAGUCUGCUGCUGAACUUCAAAACCGGGUUGCUGCUCGUAUGUUUGAGUGUACUGAACCUCCUGCUCGAAGGCUGGUUGACCCUCAUUAAUAGUGUAAGAAACCUCAGUCGUAACACUGAACUGCUCAGGCUGCUGGCCAAAAGCAGGCUGUUGAUCAAACGCAGGUUGUUCGAAAGCUGGCUGUUCAGUCUGUACCGAGUACUCAAAUGUUGACUGCUGCUCGAAAGCUGGUUGCUGGAACAUCGACUGCUGAUUAUCCUCAAAGGAGAAUGACUGCUGAGGCUGUGAGAAAGACGAUUGCUGAUAGUCGAAGCUUUGCUGGAACUGUCCUUGUUGCUGGUCUUGGAAUCCGCUCGUGUCAUCACCUCCAAAUCCGAAGUCCCCAUCAUCGUUGUAACUGUCGUCGUACUCGCCAUCGCUUCCGGAGCCGAUACCACCGAAGCUGUUGACUGUGUUCAACAUCCGACCCAUCUUUCUCCAAUUCUUCUUCUUGCCAAGCUUUCCGACCUGUCGACUUGCCAUCUCAACGCCUUGACCAGUGAGCCUUGCUGCAUUGACCGUCGCUGAAAGGAUGCUAUCGCCGACAUUUUGCGGCUGAUUUGGUUGACCAGGCCGUGCUUUUCUCACAAUGACCUUAUUUCCUUGCUUCGUCUGUCGUGGCUGCUGUCCCGGCCGAUCCCACGUCGAUAAUCCAAGUUGUUCGUUGAUAUAGAACGGCGUCAUGUCUGGCGUUCUCAAUUCUCUCCAACCGUCAGGCAGAGAGUUGGCAGGCUUCACCCAUGAACUGGUCCCCAAUCUCUUGUUGAAGUAAAAUGUUCGACCAUCAGGUGUCUUGCGCUCAUCCCAGCCAGGUGGCAAUCCAGAGAAUCCAAACAAGGCCGCUGCCGUGGGCUUCAGGUGUGUCUUCAAGCCGGUCGAAUUAUGAGUGUACCAGAGUCGGCCAGAGACGUUCUUUCGAAUAGUCCACAUUUGGGUUGUCGCAUCUUGAACGGAAGAUUGAACUCGCGGGUCGGAUUCAGUGGCAUAGUAGGAUUUAUCGUGGCUGUGAGAAGUGUUGACUGCAUUGGAGGUGAAGCACCACACACAGAAGUUCGUCGUGAUAUGCGCUGUGCUGCAGAUGAGACAGGUGUAGACCGACACGUUGAGAGGAAUCCCUGGGAGUGUUAGCGGCAAUAACGGUUCACUCAAACGACACUCUCACCCUUUCGACAAUGGUUACACAGCUGAGGUUGCCCAGUAGAUGUGCGUCUCAAGUCUGCCGCAGGAGUAGCUUGAACAGCUGGAGUCGGCUGGAUCGCUGGAGUAUGCUGAGGUGGAUGAUUCUGCUGAACCGCUGGGAUUUGUUGAGCUGUCGGGGCAUAUUGAGCCGGUUGAGGUUGCUGUGCGCCUGGAGCAUGGUGAAUCGCUGGACUUUGCUGGGCCGGAACAUGCUGAACUGCCGGGGGUUGCUGGCUCACAGGUGGCUGCUGAACUGCGACAGAAACAACAUUUGGCUCCCAUCGUGGUGUGCCCGCAACGCUUGGUGUAGCGACUGUAGUGGCGGGCGUUGCGAUACCGGCGCUGCUACCGCUGAUGCUUCCCGGUCUGCCGUGAUCGGCCACAAAUGAACCGAUGUUGCUGUUGGCAGUGUCAACACGAUGGAUUUGCGGAGUUGGGCUUGCUGGAGAUUGUUGUGGUUGUGCUUGGUGAGUGUUUGGCAGAGUCGUUUGAGGAGCGGGGUUUGGUGAUGGGUUUGUCGGGCUGAAGGGUUGUUGCUGAGGGUGUUGCGCUUGGACAUGCUGCUGUGGAAGCUGUUGCUGUUGCUGAUAUUGUUGUUGCGGCGCUUGUUGAUGGUUUUGCUGAUACUGAAUUGGUUGUUGGUGGAGAUAAGGAGGUUGAGGAUGAGGUUGGCUGUGCUGUUGUUGCUGCUGGGGAGGAUACUGAGCAGGUUGCGCUUGCUGGUGCUGAAUUGGUUGGCCUGGGUGUGCUAUCGGCUGAGCUUGGUGAAUCUGCUGUGGACUUUGUUGGUGAUAAACAGGUUGAACCUGUUGCCCAGGAUGAUAUGAUUGAGGUCUCUGUUGUUGGACAUGUUGCUGCUGCUGCUGCUGGUUGUGAGGAGGAUACCCAGCUUGCGGAUACUGCUGCUGAGGAGCAGGUCUAUGCGGCAGCGAAAUGCUCUGCGCUUGUCCUCCAGCCGGCUUCCCAACAGGUUUCCUAGCCACAGACCUCUGAUGCAUCAAAGGCUGAGGCGUCGUUUGUACAACAUUACUCUGAGGCUGUGGAGACGCCAUCUCGACUUACACCAGAAAACACAAGGACAAGGACAAGAAAUGAC
Messenger RNA from Fusarium odoratissimum NRRL 54006, 4962 nucleotides. RefSeq lists its product as uncharacterized. The coding region runs from base 528 to 1691 and encodes 387 amino acids. The transcript has 3 exons. Lineage: Eukaryota; Fungi; Ascomycota; Sordariomycetes; Hypocreales; Nectriaceae. The record is from RefSeq and is a predicted model, not a curated record.